AUGCCGCCAGCAAGAGGAGGAAGAGGUGGUGGGCGCGGAGGUGCCUUCAAUCCCGCGCGAGGAACAGUGACGAUUGCUGGAACUGAGCUCAACUGGGAUCUUACUGGCCUCGACAUUCAGAAGGGGCCUGCCGAGCGCUUUCCAGAAGCUCCUCCUCCACAAGCGCCUCCACCUACCGACGAUGAGCUCGGCAUGGUCAAGCACCACCUAGCAGUCCGCGACCGCAUACACGAAGGCCCGUUCUACACCAUCCUCAACGACGGCAUGAAGAACGGACUGAAGAGAAAGGCCAACGAGCCUGCACCCACUGAGGCUUCUCUAUUCGACCCCUUCACCGGCAACCAGACAUACUCCGCGAAAUACCUCAAAGUGCGGAGGAGGCUACCGAAGCUAGAUGCGCGACCAUACGUCGUCGACCUCUUCCCCGCAGAACUCCGACCAACACUAGACGGUACACGAGCCGACUCAAACUCGACCAAGAAGCGCAGGACGCUAGGCGUCACCAAAGUGAACGGCCUAUCCCAGAUCGAGCGAUUGAUCAAGUCGGAACAAGAACGCACCAACGAAGCGGAAGCCCGCGCGGAAGAAGAAGCAGACGAAGAGGCCGACGAGGAAGACGAGGAAAUCGACGAGGAUAAACCUGAUGCCGUUGACGAGGAAGAUAAUUGGUCUGCUGCUUCCACAGACUCGGAAGAAUCUGACGACGAUUACAACGCGGAGCAGUACUUUGAUAACGGCGAGGACGAUGAUAUCGAUGAUGCGGAUCCGUAUGAGAAUACGUAUGAAUAA
Alternaria atra is the source of this 789-nucleotide messenger RNA. RefSeq lists its product as uncharacterized. NCBI's taxonomy places the organism in Eukaryota, Fungi, Ascomycota, Dothideomycetes, Pleosporales, Pleosporaceae. Gene Ontology annotation, biological process: transcription by RNA polymerase III. Gene Ontology annotation, cellular component: RNA polymerase III complex. The record is from RefSeq and is a predicted model, not a curated record. The transcript has 3 exons. The coding region runs from base 1 to 789 and encodes 262 amino acids.